This is a messenger RNA of Dreissena polymorpha, 6391 nucleotides long. RefSeq names its product receptor-type tyrosine-protein phosphatase eta-like. Gene Ontology annotation, molecular function: protein tyrosine phosphatase activity; protein binding. The transcript has 27 exons. The coding region runs from base 294 to 5678 and encodes 1794 amino acids. Gene Ontology annotation, biological process: protein dephosphorylation. The record is from RefSeq and is a predicted model, not a curated record. NCBI's taxonomy places the organism in Eukaryota, Metazoa, Mollusca, Bivalvia, Myida, Dreissenidae.
UUCGGUAUAUAGCACGUCGAUACAUACAUUCAGGUUCGUUAUAGGUAGAGUGUUUAAAAGAAGAACAUUUACUUGAUUAAAUACAUUUUCAUAACCGCACUUAAACGAUAAAUCAAUUGAAGUGAUCAGUGACGUUGAUACAUUUACCUUGUGAUAUAAAACAGGCGUUAUUGUUGGUAAGCUUGUUUAGUGGAGAUAUUAUUGGAGCUUAUUUGUUUAUCAACUAGAGUAAGCAACUGGGUACUGGACGGGUUAUUUCAACAGAUAAACACGGAAUUGAAAUUGUGUUAAACAUGCACAGAAAACUAUCACUCAAUUUAUUAAUCGUUUCAACUUUCGUCCACGUUGCAUUUGUCAACACAGCAACAACACCUACUUUGCAAACAAAUACAACCGCAACACUGUCACUGGAAGCGAUGCCAGCAUCGUCAUCAACAAUACCAGAUUCAACGCCACCAGCAUUGUCAGCAAUAACAUCAGACCAAACGCUACCAGCGUCGUCAGCCACAACAGAAUCGAAUACAUCAGCUUCGUUAGAAACGAUAUCAGAAUCGACAUCAGCGUCGUUAACAUCAAUAUCAGAAUUGACAUCAGCGUCGUUAGAAUCCACAUCACAAUCAGCGUCGUUAGAAAAUACAUCACAAUCGACAUCAGUGUCGUUAGCAUCCACAUCCGAUAUGACAUCAGCGUCGUUAGCAACCACAUCCGAUUUGAAAUCAGAGUCGCUAGCACCCACAUCAGUAUCGACAUCGGCGUCGUUUGAAAAUACAUCGGUUUUGACAUCAGUUUCGUUAGCAACCACAUCAGAAUCGACAUCAUUAGUGCAAUCAUCAGCCGCGUCAGAAUCGACAUCAGCUUCGUUACCAACCACAUCAGAAUUGACAUCAGCUUUGUUAGCAACCACAUCAGCAUCGCCAUCAGCUUCGUUAGCAACCACAUCAGAAUCGCCAUCAGCGUCGUCAGCCACAACAGAAUCGAAUACAUCAGCUUCGUUAGAAACGAUAUCAGAAUCGACAUCAGCGUCGUUAACAUCAAUAUCAGAAUCGACAUCAGCGUCGUUAGAAUCCACAUCACAAUCAGCGUCGUUAGAAAAUACAUCACAAUCGACAUCAGUGUCGUUAGCAUCCACAUCCGAUAUGACAUCAGCGUCGUUAGCAACCACAUCCGAUUUGAAAUCAGAGUCGCUAGCACCCACAUCAGUAUCGACAUCGGCGUCGUUUGAAAAUACAUCGGUAUUGACAUCAGUUUCGUUAGCAACCACAUCAGAAUCGACAACAUUAGUACAAUCAUCAGCCACGUCAGAAUCGACAUCAGCUUCGUUACCAACCACAUCAGAAUUGACAUCAGCUUCGUUAGCAACCACAUUAGAAUCGCCAUCAGCUUCGUUAGCAACCACAUCAGAAUCGCCAUCAGCGUCGUUAGCAAUAACAUCCGAAUCUACAUUAGCGCAGUCAGCAACCACAUCAGAAUUGACAUCAACGUCGUUAGCAAGCGAAUUUGAAUCGACAUCAGCGCAAUCAGAAGCCACACCAGAAUCUACAUCAGUGUCGUUAACAAUUACAGCGGACUCGCAAACAUCAGCAUCUUUAGCCAAUACAUCGGGAUCCACAUCAGUGUCAUUAGUAACCACAUCAGAAUCGACAUCGGCGUAUUCAGCAACAACAUCGACGAUAACAGAUUCCCUUACAAUCAUAUCAGAAUUGACGACAACAGCAACAUCACCAGCAACACAUGCCUCUUCAACAACCACACAUGAGACACAAGCGACAACGACUCCGUCAGAUUCUAUGCCACCGAAUUGUACUACGGGAUUCGAUAUACAGAACGUUACACAUAACCAGGUGAUAUUUAGUGUGACCAAUAUAACGGAUGACCACACAUUCGAGUUUUAUGUAAUAAACACGCACAGUAACGGAACAACAAACAGCACGAAUGGAAACUGUGAUCUUACGAUACAAUAUUGUUAUGUCAGCAAAAACACAACUGUUGCAGUCAAUGGACUUCUGUCGGGAACACUCUAUACUUUUUCAUUUAGAACGGCUAAAAAGGAAAUAGACGAUACAUUCUUGGUUAGCAGUGGGAUUUGCGAGAAUGUCAGCUUUCACACAGUUCCAUCAACACCGACGAACGUAUCUGUUCCGAUGGGUUUUAUCUUUGAAACCAAUUUUACAGUCAACGUUCACAUGUUAGACGAUCGUUUCAGUCAUCUGGAAAUUUUUGCUUGUACAGAAAGCUGUAUCAUAAUUAUAUCCAAUAAAACAGGAGAUUACGAAAAUAUUUCUCUCGUUGUGGAUAAACUUAGGGGUGCAACUAACUAUUCCAUCAGAGUAACAGCUGUACUGGACAACUUUACAAAAAGCAAAGAGUCUGAACCAAUUUACUCCAUAACAGCCCCAUUACCACCAAACGCGACUUUGGAAGCUUCUCAAAAUAGCUCCAUAGAACUUAUGCUGACAACUGACGCGGAUGCUUCGUUUGACGGGUAUCUUAUACGAUAUAACAAUGCCACUGAACGACACGUGAUGCGUGAGAAUCGAACGUCGGCUUUAAUAGAAAAUCUUCAUCCUGGAACUAGAUACACAUUCAGAGUAUUUACAGUGUUAUCGUCCAUAACAAGUGAACGAUAUGCUACUGUCAACACUUUUACUCGACCAUCGCCUGUUUUAACAGAGACCGUGAACAUCACAUUAAUUACAAACAGCUCGAUUCAUUUAGUGUGGGAUUCUGUAAUUCCCGAAGAUGCUGGCGGUUAUGACGUCAGCUGCAACUGCAGCAGCCCAAAUACAAACAAAUUAACAACACCAACAUCAUCGUCUUCCUUACCGUCGGCAUCUUGUACUGGACUAGACCCAGGCACAUUCUGCACUAUCUAUAUUCAAACUUAUAUCAUGAAUUACGAACAUGGAAAUCUUACUGGAGAAAAUAUGUUUAUACACUUGCAAAAUAGCACAAGCGAAGAAGCACCAGGGAUUGUCUCUUAUGCGAAUGUGUCUGAUUUCAAUUCGACAUCAGUAACAUUAAGUUGGCAAAUUCCCGAGUUAAGAAACGGUAUUAUACGUCAGUAUGUUUCUGUUAUUAAGACAGAAGACACUCCGUUUGUAUUUGCGACUCUGUGGCAAUGCAUCGACUGUUCAGGAUCACAAACAAUUUUGCAGGAUGUUCUUAUCAGCAAAACAGUCGAGUUCAACAAAUCCCGUACAUCUUUCUCUGAUAACGUUACGGGCUUGCACCCAUUUAGAAACUACACGUAUACGAUUUUAGCUUAUACAGUCAAAGAAGGACCGGGGGUUAUACAUAUAUUCCAAACAAUGGAAGAUAUUCCAGGGAAACCAGUUAAUGUGAGUUCCGUUGACAUAGGCAAAAAUUCAAUUGUACUUACAUGGAAGCCGCCGAUUGAAAGAAAUGGAAUAGUGUUGAAAUACACAAUCACGUACAUGUUCAAAGAGCGUGUUUGUCGUGGUUUAGGUGGCUACACGUCAAAAUAUUUACCCGUUAACAGCACAUCAUAUACUAUGAUGGACAGUAUUUACCCACACUGGAAUUACAGUAUAUGGAUCAACGCUUCUAACAGCGUUGGUACCGGGAACGUUUCUGACACCGUUGAUAUUUCGACUAUAGAAGAGAGGCCUAGUAGUGAUAUCGACAGCAUUUCAAGCGCCAUGGUAACGUCAAACAAUGCAACAAUAAACUGGUCGGAUCCUUGUUAUAUGAAUGGAAUAUUAACCGCUUACUUUGUGGAAUUGAACAACACGGCAGGUGAAAGUCAAGGUUUUGAAGAGUGGAAAAUAGAUCAAAGAAACAUAGUUUUGGACGGACUUUUGCCAUUCAGAAACUAUUCCGUCCGCGUAAAAGCAGCCAACUCGGCGGGGAACGGAACUUACAAUGCUUCGCACCGAUUUCAAACCGAUAUAGACGUUCCCGAUUCACCAUCUGAUGUAACGACAGGUAAUGUCACAUGUUGUUCGAUUGAGGUUAGGUGGAAAAGAGCGUUAAACUUCACGGGGCCAACACAGUACACGGUUGUAGCGACGGACUAUCACAAUACAUCCAUUGAGUUUAUCAAUACAACACAUGUUGGAUGGUGGACAGAUGAACUCGCCGAUACGAGUGUGGUGCUUGGCCUUGAUCAGUUUUGGAGCUAUUCAAUAAAGGUGAUUGCUGAAACAGCGUAUGGCAACCUAAAUUAUAGACACAAUUCUACUCCUGUUAUAAUCAAAACCGCAGAAGAUCGUCCAGGAAAGGUGCAGAAUCUAAAUGUAACAGCGGAAAAGGAUCUUCAGAAGCCAAGAAAAUUGUACGUGUCAUGGGAUCCACCAAUUGAAAGAGACCGUAACGGAAUCAUUGUUCACUAUAAAAUAUACUGCACGAAUGGGAACCAAACCAUUGUUACCGAACCCAGUAAUCGUUCACUGAUAAUACCUCUAUCUAUAGACAGCUUUACGAAUGUAACGGUUCAGGUUCGGGCAGAGACAAGCGUAGGUUUGGGAGAACACGAAGAAUCGACAGUUGAAGUGGACCCUGGAAGUAAAGGUAUGAUUUCAGCUCCCAAUCUCAUGCCUGCAAUUGUUGGUGGUGUUGCUGCAGCUGUUGUGGUUAUUGUCAUUGUUGCUGUUUUUGUGUACACAAAGCGAACCAAAAGAGUGUGUUUUUCUGCUAAUUCGAAGACAGUGGAAUCAGCUCGAAUUGUGAACGAAAUAGAAAUAUCUGAGUUAGCUACCGAGUAUGUCUUCAAGACGGGUACAAUAUCAUUGGCCGCAUUCCCCGAUCAGGUGGACAAAAUGCAUAAAGACAGUAAUCUACUUUUCGCAGAUGCAUUUAAGAUGUUGAAAGACAAGAGUCCUGCCUAUCCGUCAACGGCGGCUGAAACCCAGCAGUGCAGACCCAAGAACCGUUACACGAACAUAAUGCCGUUUGACCAUUCCCGGGUGAAGCUUCUUGCUGUGGAUGACGUCGAAGGAUCAGACUUUAUCAAUGCAAAUUUUAUCCCUGGAUAUACAUCGCCCCGAGAAUACAUAGCGACUCAGGGUCCAAUGCAGAUGACAUUCGAUGACUUUUGGCGCAUGGUCUGGGAACAGAGUGUGGACACGAUUGUCAUGCUGACAAAACUGGCGGAGAAGGGACGAAACAAAUGUGAUCAAUAUUGGCCGACCUUGAACGAGCCAGUGUUUUACGGUGACAUUGUUGUAUCCAUCAAAUCCGAGUCGAACCUUCCCGACUAUACCCUGCGGAUUUUCGAAAUCAAACCUUCGAAAGGACCUAGCCGAAUUGUGAAGCAUUUCUUGUAUCUGAAAUGGCCGGACAUGGGUUGCCCUGACGACCCUCAGAUGCUGCUGGAUUUUGUCAAGUCUGUCCGGGAUCACACGCAAAGACCUGAUAGGACAAAUCCAACUGUGGUACACUGCAGUGCUGGAGUUGGAAGAACCGGGACGUUUAUAGCCGUAGAUCAUCUUCUGCAGCACAUUCGUGACCAUGAAGACGUCGAUAUCUUCCAACUUGUCCUGGAUAUGCGCAAACAUCGGUGUAACAUGGUGCAGACUGAGGACCAGUUUAUCUAUAUCUAUGAAUGUCUGAAGACUUUUAUCACCAACGAUGAAGAUCAAGCGGAGCCGUUAUAUCAAAAUUCAGAAUUUGGUGCGGACAAUAUCUACGAAAAUGCUGGCUUUCAGACUGACCUAUAAUUGAUAAUUUUAUAUAGGUAAAUAGAAAGCACACAUGGAAAUAACAAAGUUGAUCAUGGCAGUAGUGUCAGUAUGUAUAAGGUAAUUUUUAGGCAAUAUCCACCACAGAUUUCAAUCAAAGUACAAAUUAAGGUGUAUCAAAUGGUUUAUUUUUCUAGAAUCUGUUAUAAAGAAAAUACGCAUAUCUCUUUCUUUUACGUAUGAAAUGACUUUAAAAUACGUUAUAGACCGUUUUUGAAGCUGACUGACUCAUUUUCAGGAGUCUUCGAAAUUAAAGAGCUCAAACAAAAAUACAAUACACCUAUAAAAUACUAUUUUCUGUGUUAAGAGGAUGCCCUAUAUUCUUAUGUUGUUUUUUUAUUUAAAUAACUAAUUGGUUAUUAAACAAAAAAACUUUUAGUUCUUCUGAUGUUGUGUAGCAAGUUAUAUCUAAUCAUUUUUAUUCAUGACCUUUCUGUUAUGUUGCUUUUUGAUACAUGAUCAGUUGAUGGAUCAAUUAGCAAUACACUUUUGCGACAUUGUUUUGGUAUAUGACAUACAUUUAAAAUGUGUAAACAUGCUUUUGUAUUGUCUAGUUUGUAUAGUUUUGAGCUUUGUCACUGUAUGUUACAUUCGUUAGCAUCAUGAUUUUAUUCGUUGUAUUUACACGGCGAUGCUUGCCGAGCCAUGUAAGCCUUUCAUAGACAAUUCGAAAUAAAUAAAGACAAAAAUCU